Messenger RNA from Thunnus maccoyii (southern bluefin tuna), 1762 nucleotides. Its product is annotated as glycophorin-C-like. The record is from RefSeq and is a predicted model, not a curated record. NCBI's taxonomy places the organism in Eukaryota, Metazoa, Chordata, Actinopteri, Scombriformes, Scombridae. The coding region runs from base 420 to 767 and encodes 115 amino acids. The transcript is spliced from 5 exons.
GACUGAGCCUAAAGGUGUGGUCACAUCAUAUUUCCGUCAUACAUUCGCUCCAUUUCCCAUUCACUUCAACUGAAACCAGUCCGAAGGAAAAAUUCAAGCAUUUGUUUCGUUGCAAUGUCCUGUCGACUCCGGUGGAUUUGAAGAUGAUGUAAGAGGCGUUGUCAGCUGCACAGUUUCAGACAUCUGCAGGCUGUUUAGCACCAGAGAGGUGGAGUCUGCUUCGCUAUUGGCCGGAGGGGGAACAGAUCCCGACCCUGGGGACUGACACCACACCCAUCUGUGUAUGUGUGUGUGUGUGUGUGUGUGUGUGUGAGUGUGUGUGUGUGUUGUCCAGCAUACGCUCUGUUGUAUUUCUUCUUCUUCUUGUUCUUUGCGAAUGAAGAUCUGCCUGCAGACUCUCAGAACUGGUUGACGUAAACAUGGAAGCUAACACGAUUCCUCCCCUCACAACUACCACGGCAACUGAACAUCCCUCACAAACCGAGACUCAUCUUCCAGAGGUCACGACGGAGAUGUUUGUAAUUGGCAAUCACACUGAUAAUGGAGAUUUUGCAGCCUUAAUUGGAGGAAUCGUCUGUGUAGUGCUGCUGUUGCUGAUCGUCGCUUUAGCUGUGCUGCUGUGGUGUCUGUCCAGACAUAAAGGCUCAUAUGUCACCAACGAGACAGACGGCUAUGGCGAUGACGAGGACGAGGACGAUGAUGAAUCUGUCCGCUCUGAUACGGCUCUUCAAAGCAAAGAACCUCUGCAGAUUAAAGAGGAGGAGUAGAGGAGGAAAACAUGUAAAAUAUGGACCAUUGUAGCUUUGAAACGUGACGUGGAAAUGUUUUUCAGGGUUGUUAUUUUCCAAAAGUAACCGCCAAAUGUGCAAUCAGAGAACCCUGAAAUCUUGUCGGCUUUGUCGAACUUCCAUAAAACAGCAGAAUUUUUCAUGAAAAUACACCCAGUGCAGCUUUAAAUAACUCCAAACUAUUAAAGGAAAAAGUCUAGUUUUGCAGAAUAGCAAUAAUAGAAUAAGAUUUUUAUUGCACUUCCCUUUUAAAACAUUGUCAUUUCUCACAUAUCUCCCAAUUUGCAAAGAAAUCUGCUUCAAAUCUUGAGUUUUUCAUGUAUUUUCACAAUUUCUUGGACAUCAUAUCUUAAAAAAGAAAAACUCCACCUGACGAUGCUGCUGGUUUCUAGAUUUCUGAACCUUUUCCAAACAGCUCCUGUGACUCCUCCACCAGACAAAUCUGACUUUCACAGCAGAGCAAACCUCCAGCCAAAGGAGGAGGAGAAGCUACCACAUGCGGAUAAACAUUUACCGGCAUUUUAACCGGUGAAUUCCCACCCUGGUUGUUGUAAUAAUUGAAGCUUGUUCCAAUGACCAACUGGUUGAAGGCUGGACUCUGACUAACACACCACAUAGCUCUGAAUCAGCUAAGUGAAAUGUGUGUGUGUGUGUGCGUCAUGUAAACACUAAGCCAGGAGAGUUUAUGUGGUGAUUUUCCAACUUGAAUGCAGACUUCAGUGAUGCUUUUCUGCAUUUCUGUCUAUUUUUCUUACAUUUUUUUGCUAAAUAGAAAGACAUGAUGAUAGAAUAGUUAAAAAAAAGCUGAAAAGGCUUUUAGAGGUCAAAGAAAGAAAGAAAGAUCCGUUUUCUACAGUUAAAAAUAGUGUAGAAGAAGAAGAAUUUUAGUAGCUUAUCUUUUUUUACAAAGUAAUUUGUUUAAAUUCUGCAUACUUACACUUUUAUAAGAAUAAAUUUGACACUUUUUGACACAU